AUGGACAAGCUGAAGCAGCAAUCUUCAAGCCGAGAAAUUGUCUCAAUUGUGGGGAUGGGAGGCAUUGGUAAAACCACCUUAGCUAGAAAAAUUUAUGGAGGUGCUUCAAUCAUUUCUCACUUUGAUUGCCAAGCUUGGGUUACUAUCUCACAGGAAUAUAAUUCGAGACAAGUGUUCCAAGGCCUUCUUCAUUCUCUUGGCCGAGGGGUCUGUAAAAACGAUGAAACUAGCAACACGGAAUUGGUUGAGCUAAAAUGCUUCCCGGAUGACAACAAUGGAAGUCGAGUCUUAUUGACUACUCGACUAAAAAAUGUAGCUGCGUACGUUUGUCCAGGUAGUGAUUUUUGUCAUAACAAGUGUUUCUUGGGAUCAUAUGAAAGUUGGGAUCUUUUUUGCAAGGUGUUGUCUGAGAGAAUAAUUUUGUCCCCUAAAUUUGACAUAAUUGCUAGAGAGAUAGUAGACAAGUGCAAAGGAUUACCUCUUGCAAUUACUGUGGCUGCUGGCCUCCUCUCAAAUUCCAAAAAAACAAUUAAUGAAUGGGAGCGUAUUGCAAAAAAUAUUCCUACAUUAAGUUUAGAUCAUUCUAAUCAGCUGUGUGAGAACAUCAUUCAUUUGAGUUACACCUUCUUACCCCAUCAUCUUAAGCUUUGUUUUCUGUCAUUUGGGUGUUUUCCAGAAGACUAUGAGGUUUAUGAAGAUGUGAUUGUUAACUUUUGGGUUUCAGAAGGAUUUCUAAAGGUUUUGAGGUCUGAGAGGUUAGAAGAUUUGGCAAGGAAGUCUUUACAAGAUCUUGUAGAUAGAAAUCUUGUUCUAAUUUGUGAACAGAGAAAUAUAAUAUGUGGAUUAUCAAAAGCAUAUCAAAUGCAUGAUGUCUUGCGUGAAUUAGCCUUGAGAGAAGCUCAGAAGGAGAAUCUACUAUAUUCUAAGAAGGGUAAUGGCGUGGCUUUGAGGUAUAAGAGAAUUCCGCCAGUAAACUCUUCUCGUAUAUCUCAACCAUGGAAUACUCAAUCAAGAAUUUGUAGUUACAAGUGUUUAACUCAUUCUAGCAACACCUCUUCAUUCAUUGAUAUAUACGGCUAUACUAGGCUGCUGCAUAUGCAUUCUAAGUUCUUAAGGGCAUUGGUGCUACAUGGAUUCCUUAAUAUUUUAUUGGAGAUUGCAGGUCUAGUGCAUUUGAGAUGGUUAAAAAUUGCUUGUGACUUGAAUAUCUAUUCUCUACCUUUGUUCAUGUUAAGGAAUCUACAGAAGCUAGAACUUCAUAGUUAUUCAUCCUGUGAUUCCCUUGAUAUCUGUGGAUUACCUCAACUAAGGAAUCUCUCUAUUAGGGAAGGCAUUGCAUUAGUUCCUCCAAGAUCAGUUCAUCAUAAUUUGGAGAGGAUUAGAUUUUUGGAUUAUAGGAGUUGUACUGAGGAGCUAUGGAAAGAUGUGGAUCUUAUUGGUACAUUGUCUAAGCUAGAGGAACUCAAAUUGAGAGCUUGGUCAGUUCAUGGCCGAAGAUGGGAACCUAGAGACGGAGGGUUUCAUGGAUUAAAGUUCUUGGCCAUGACUAGUUGUGAUCUACAAUGCUGGGAAGUCACUAGUGGUCAUUUUCCUGUCCUCGAGUAUCUAGCCUUCAUGUACAUGGGUUACAACGGUUUUAUGUCUUCUGCCAAGCGUAUUCAAGAAGAGCAGCGAGAGUACGGAAACGACGCAUUAGUUGUUGAUAUUGUAAGCCAGGGCGAUGCCAAUAGGAGAUUGGUAGGCCAGAGCUUACCUUAUUGGUUAGAUAUAGGUCUUAUCAUAUUCCCAGACAGUAUAUUUGGGGCCCUUUCCCCGUUAAAUCUUUGCAAGGAGAACGUUAUUUCCUAA
This is a messenger RNA of Ipomoea triloba (trilobed morning glory), 1848 nucleotides long. RefSeq names its product putative disease resistance RPP13-like protein 3. Gene Ontology annotation, biological process: defense response to other organism. NCBI's taxonomy places the organism in Eukaryota, Viridiplantae, Streptophyta, Magnoliopsida, Solanales, Convolvulaceae. The record is from RefSeq and is a predicted model, not a curated record. Gene Ontology annotation, molecular function: ADP binding. The transcript is spliced from 7 exons. The coding region runs from base 1 to 1848 and encodes 615 amino acids.